Messenger RNA from Oryzias melastigma (Indian medaka), 1067 nucleotides. Its product is annotated as THAP domain-containing protein 6. Lineage: Eukaryota; Metazoa; Chordata; Actinopteri; Beloniformes; Adrianichthyidae. Bases 84 to 734 code for a protein of 216 amino acids. The transcript has 6 exons. The record is from RefSeq and is a predicted model, not a curated record.
AGGGAUGUCGCCGCCAUAUUGGAUGGGUUUACUCGCGCUAGGCUAGCUCCAAAACCAGCUUCAGUCAAGGGAGAAUCUCGACUAUGCCCGUUUUUUGUGCAGCUUUGGGAUGUAACAACCGGCGCUCAGUUGAUAGCAAGUCACGUGGAGUUACAUUUCACAAGUUUCCCAGUGAGCUAAAAUUACGGAGGGUAUGGGAAGUUUCAGUAAGAAGGGUUCCUUUUGUUGCAACGAAUUCCUCCAAGCUCUGCAGUGAGCACUUCAAGCCGGAGGACUUCGAUAGGACGGGACAGACUGUCAGACUGAGAGAGGGCGUAACCCCUUCUGUCUUCAACUUCCCAUCACGUGGCAGAAAGGCUGCAUCAGGAAAGAAAACGAAACCUUCACGGAAAGCUGAGGAGAGCCCACCAGUGGACGUUAGUCAGAAUUUACCUCAAACUAGACCUGAGCCCAAUGAUGCUGUAUUGAGAAGGCAGACAGAUACUUCCCGGAAAGCUGAGGAGAGCCCACCGAUGGCCAUUAGUCAGAAUGAAUCUGAAACUAGACCUCAGCCCAAUGAUGACCACUCCUAUUCAUUGCCAUGUUCUCCCAAUGAUCUAAAAGCAAGACUCCAAGAAGCUUUAGCCAGAGUGGAGAGUCUAGAGCGGGAGAAGAUCAAUGCAGUGGCCCGUGAACGCAGAGCGAAGAAAAUGGUUAAGAGUCUCCAGGAGGAUCUGAAGAAAAAGAGGAGUUGACAGAUAACUGAAUGAAAAACAAGAAUUUUACUUAGAUCUCCAGAUAAACCUGUUUUCAAAGCAGGGCCAUGAAUAAACAAAGGACCAAAGAGUUUGCUCUCACACUGCACCUCCAUGGACAUAAAGCAUAGAACUGUCUAAUGCUGUAUUUACACCAUACAAGUGUGGUGCAUUCAAGAACCUGCUUCUCGGUUUCAUGAACGCGCAUCCAGCCGGUGGUGUUCACACUGGACAUGCAGAUACUGACAGGGAGGGGACUCUUCGUCUUAUGUACUUCACCUGUUUACUAGUGCUUGUCCGCCUUCUACAGUAAGUAAACGCAGAAGCCCGAAA